Messenger RNA from Myxocyprinus asiaticus (Chinese sucker), 7921 nucleotides. RefSeq lists its product as uncharacterized. The record is from RefSeq and is a predicted model, not a curated record. Bases 3892 to 4785 code for a protein of 297 amino acids. The transcript has 2 exons. Lineage: Eukaryota; Metazoa; Chordata; Actinopteri; Cypriniformes; Catostomidae.
ACAAUUGUGUCAUUACAGCUUACUGCUGUCUAUGAGUGUGGGCAAAGAUAAAUAUCCAGUAGAUAGCAGUCAGAGAAUGGCCCUCCUCUAACCACCCAGACGAGAGGGGGCAAGAUUUUGAAGCCACACAAUAUGCUGCCUGUUGGGAAACUGGUCUAUACUGUAAAAUCCACUCCCUCAUUCCCAUCUUCUUUUAAUUUAAACUAAGGAAGUCAUUCCAUUUGGGCAGUGAUUGAAAACUGAGCAGGAGAUGGAUUGCAGCUGGAAUCACACAAUUAGAGCACAAUGAUAUUUGCUAACAUAUGACAAAUCUGGAGGUUUGAGAAAGGCUUGAUAUACAUUUAGUACAGCUGGAAAAAAAAAGUUAAAAUUCACACCCAUUUAAAGCAUCUGUGGGUUAUUAAAGGGAUCGUUCACCCAAAAAUGCAUAUUAGGUCAGUAUUUAAUCACCAUAACUUUGCUUUCUUUCUUCCAUGGAACACAAAAGGAAAAGUUUGCCAAUUCUUCACAUUUCUUUUUGCCAUUCAAUGAAAGUGAAUUAGAAGUGAAUAAAAGAAAAAAACACAAUAAAACUACAGUAAAUGUAAUCGAUUUAACCCGAGUACUAAUCACUACUCCAAGUCUUCUAAAGCCAUACAAUCACUUUGUGGGUUGAACAGACCAAAAUGUUUUUAUUAAGUUGUAAAUCAUUCUUAAAUAAAAUCUUUGAUAAACUCCCAACGGCAGUGCCCAUAUCAAAUGGUGACUGCGGCACAAACUGGAAGUCAAUAACAUCAAACCACAUUGGUUCUUGUGUGUCUCGUGACCAAACAUCAUGAUGUCAAACCUGCACUGUAGUCACCAUAUUCGAUGUGGGGAGCAUAACAGUGCGGAGUCACUAUUCACUUUCAUUAUAUGGCAAAAAAAAAAAAAAAACAGCCUAAUCUCAUGAAAAUGAUGUGACUGUGGCAACAUUUUAGUAAAAUGAAAUUACGUGGUUCAUUAAACAUUUUGCUGCAGUUCCGAGGUGAAAUGUCCACUGAGGCGUGCUAAAAGCAAGUUUAAUGUUCUCCCAAAAAGACUUUAGGUUUGAUUAUUUUUUUUAAAUUUUUUUAAAGUUAAUGCAUUUAAAUGAAAAACCUGCCUCCCUAACCUUAAACCGAAACCUAACCAAUAGUGUAAUAAAACCCAAAUGUGAGAUGUUCCUUUUCUAUUUUGAAAUUAACAAAACCGACAUUGCUGCCCUAACUGCUACAUCUAAGCCCAACCAAUAGUGUCAUAAAAGCAAAUGCGAGGUGAACAAAACAGACAUCCUUACCCUUAACCUUACACCUAAACCAAACCAAUAGUGUCAUAAAAGCAAAUAUGAGAUGAAAAACGCAAUAACUAAAGCAGCCACAUAAUUUUGUUGUACUAAAAUGUUAGUCAGUCAUGCUUGAAAAAACUUGUGCUUGGUUAUCUAAUGCUGAACCAUCUUUCAAAUCAUGGGUUAUUGUAAUAUUCUUUUUACAUAAUAAGAAAGUAUUGUCUGGGUAACAGAGUAACUGUUUAUAAAGUGUUAAUCUGCCAUGUUACUCGUGAUUUGUGUGAAAGUGAACAAACGCGUUGUUGCAGCGCCUCUAGUGUUUAUUUCACCAGAAAAUUGCAGUGAUACGUAGAACAAGGCAUGUAAAACUAAUUUUGCAAAAAUGUUGUUAUAGUUGCAGACUGCAAAAAGCCAGGUGAAGGUUUUUAAAUUUUGUUAUUUUUGUUCCACGGAAGAGAAAGAUGAACAGAUUUGAAAUGACAUGAUCACAUUCAUGUAAAUAAGGACAGAAUUAAAAAUUUUGGGUGAACUAUUCCUUUAACUUGGGCUUGUGAUCAAAUAAAUUUAUAUAAAUAUAUGAUUUAAAUGAAUUAGAAUUAUAUUGCUCUAAUAUCAUCAUAUAUGCUACUAUGAUCUGUCUGAAUUGUGCUUAUUUAGCUGAGAAAUAUUUAAAGUCUUAGAAACUUUGACUCUUCUCCUUUUAAAUAUUUCAAACAAGAAGGACAUACCCAGUGUUUCACUUUGCCAGCAUUUAGCAUCAGUAAGGAUCACACUGGUGUUAUUUCAGUCUUUAAUGGUCUGACUAAUUAGAAGUAAGAUCAGGACCAGGCAUGUGACUUUCAUGUGGAUAUCUCAGGUGCAAAAUAUUCCGCAGAUUACAGAAAUAGCAUCUGUUUCAUUUAUUUUGCAUGUAGAGCUUUAGAUUUCAAUGAAUGUCUAACUAUUAUCUUCUAAGCCUGUGAAGAUGUUAUCAUAGUCACAUCACUCUUUGCUGUGUUGUGGUUCAGAAUCUCACCUGAGCUCAAGUUUUUGUAGGUAUUACUUCACCUCAGAAUACUCAUUCUUUUGUCUAAACCAACGCCAACAUGAGUCAUUUACCCACCCACCUUCCCCUACUACACUGGUUUGAAAACUAUUUAUUCACUUGUACCCAGACUAUCAUUUAGACAAGCAAAUUGUCUCUCUAAACUGACCUCAAUUUAAUCUAAGAAGCUAUUUUAUUUAGGUUGUGGUCGUCGUUUAGCUUAAAAUCAAAGGCUUAGGAUAAAGGCUUAGGCAUUCAAGUGUUUGACAUCUUACCAUUGGAAGUCUCAAGGUGUGUCCCAAACCGCACACUUCUUCACUAUUCUACGCCAUUUUGUAGUGUGAGUAGUACGUUUACACUGAAAAAGCUGCAAAAAGAAGUGUACUUUAAGUACCCGGAUGAUGCACUUUUUCAGCUGUCAAAACAGAGUGUGGAAUGUUGGACAAUUCAUGCACUCAACGCAUUCAGCUUGCCAUAGAUAGCGGAAGGGGUGGAGUUACCUGGCUGCACUGCUGGUCUGACAAAACAGUUAAUAAGUAAAUAAUGAAGAAUGUAGCAGCUGGCAAAACUUCAGUGGAUACAACACCUUACAAAUGUAAUUUGAAUGCUUUACCAUCACCCCAAUCUGUGUGAAUAUGUAUAUUGUUUGAAAUACAAGUGUUAAACUGAAGUUGGCUAACGCGCUAAAGCUAGUGGCAACACAUCAGGUGCAUUUAAAAUGUCACUUCCGUCAGCUGUUAAAUGCUUCCUUGUAGUAAAAACUGUUAAGUGUUCCAUUUGGGAUGAUACUACACUUUGAAAAUUCAUACACUACAUGGCUGAGUGCAUAAUAUAUUUGUGCAGUGUUUAGAGUGUCAUUUAGGAAAAUACUAGUAAUUUUCUGUCUUUUUAGUUUAAUUCUUUCAAAGCACUCUGUGGCAGCGGGGGCGUGGUCGAGCGUCCGUCGGGAGAGAGAGAGAGCGGUAAGGGUGCAUACACCUGAGCCAAAUUAUGACUAACACCUGUCUCUAAUUGUAGUGAGAUUGGGGAGAGCGGCAUAAAAGGAUCAUGCCAGCGCCAGAUCGAGAGAGAGAGACUGGGUUGGGAGCCUUACUGUGGAGCUAAUGUGUUAGUGUAAAGCUGAUGAGUUAGUGUGAAGCUGAUGUGUUAUUGUGAAGCUGUAAACCAGAGAAGUGGUCAAUUAAAAGUUCCCUACCUGUGUUUGAAGACUCCAGUUCCCGGUGUCCUUCCUUGUUACACUGGUGCCGAAACCCGGGAUCUGAUUUGAAGACUGCAUUCCCCAUGGAGUCCUUCCCAUUGUCCGACAUCAUCAAGUCCCUCGCAAACCUACAUCACACCCACCAACAGGCUCUGCUUGAACUCUGCCAGGAUCAAGAACGCUACUUCCAUGAGGUCCUUAGAGUUCAGGCAGAGGACCGGCAGGUCAUUCGGAGCCUCCUCACCCAGGAGAAAGCCCCGGCAGCAACCCCGGACAACUGCAGCCCCCUGCCCCCGACCAUGCUGUUGAAGAUGGGGGUGGAAGACGACCCUGAGGCCUUCCUGAACAUGUUUGAGCAUACCGCUGAAAUCUGGGGCUGGCCGCAUGCUCAGUGGGUGGCCCGGCUCAUCCCUCUCUAAGCAAUACCAUCAACUGUUCCGCUCCAUGGAGAUGGAAGGGGCCGGUCACCCAUUUGCCUUUUCUCAGCGGCGCCGUGAUACCUGCCGGAAAUGGCUGCGGGCGGGGGACUGCGACGUCGAGGGAGUGGUCGACCAAGUGGUGCUGGAGCAGCUGAUCCAUCGGCUUCCAGAAGGCAUGGUGGAGUGGGUCCAGUGCCAUCGCCCGGCAUUGCUGGAGGAAGUGGUCCAGCUGGCAGUGUGCCCAAGCGCGGAGAAGCGCUCUCUCUCUCUCUCCCCCCUCCCCCUGUGUUUUCUCCCAUCUCUUUCCACUACCCUCUCACUCUGUCCUCUCUCCAGGCCCUGUUCCUGCACCCCCUGGCAUGGAAACCCACCACCGAAGCCGGCUCCUCGCUUGCACCGGUUUAUCCCUUUCCCGGCGACUUCAGGGUCUACCCACUCUCCCCCUCAGGUGGAUGUACCUGCCCCUACAAGUGCCUGGACUGCAGCACCUGGGCCGGCCUGCUGGCGUUGCUGGGAUCUGGAACACUUCCGGGAUCAGUGUCCUGUGAUGGAGCUGCGAACUGUAGUCCGGAUCCUUGAUGCACCACAGGCUAACCCCGAUCGGGCUGGAGGGUACAGGAUACUGACGGACGCUUCAGACAGGGCGCUGGGGGCCGUACUCUCGCAGGUGGUGGAGGGGGAGGAGCACCCGGUGCUGUACAUCAGCCGCAAGCUCUCCUUGAUGGAAACAAAGUACAGCACCGUAGAAAAGGAAUGUCUGGCACUUCAGCCCUUUAAAUUCAAGGUGGUCCACAGACCGGGAGCGCAGAUGGCUGUCACCGACUUCCUGUACAGAAAUGGGGGUGGGGGGGAGUGGUAGGCAGUCCGUAUGUCUCCCUGUCCAGAGUCGGGUGGUUGGGAUAUGUGGCAGCGGGGGUGUAGUCCGUCGGGAGAGAGAGAGCGGUAAGGGUGCAUACACCUGAGCCAAAUUAUGACUAACACCUGUCUCUAAUUGUAGUGAGAUUGGGGAGAGUGGCAUAAAAGGACCAUGCCAGUGCCAGAUCGAGAGAGAGAGACUGGGUCGAGAGCCUUACUGUGAAGCCGAUGUGUUAUUGUGAAGCUGAUGUGUUAGUGUAAAGCUGAUGAGUUAGUGUGAAGCUGAUGUGUUAUUGUGAAGCUGUAAACCUUAGAAGUGGUCAAUUAAAAGUUCCCUACCUGUGUUUGAAGAAUACAGUUCCCGGUGUCCUUCCUUGUUACACACUCUUUUAUUUGAGAUCAGGAAUGUUAGAGGAAGUCUGUGAGAGAUGCAGGCCUAUUGAAGUUUAGUGAGACAAUGAUUGUUCAAAUUGUGUGAUCUGAUUGUUUUUCACUGCCUACUGACCUGCAUUUGGUCAUAGUAAAUAUUAUGUCUUUAGUUGUUUUGUUUAAACAGACCAUGUCUUUUUUUGUUGUUGGAGGAAUUCUGUGUGGUCAGACAUAUAUAAUUCUGUUCUAAACCAACUCACCAACCUAUUGUUGUGCUUUAAUUAGCCAAAAGUGCUUGCAUUUGUGAUGAACAGUAAAUUGCUGAUCCAAAGCAAUUUAGAGUACACUACAGUACAGUACAAUACACAGGGACAGUCCCCUCUGUGGACCAUACCUUACUGUUAUUGGCCCAAAUCUUAAACCACUAUGCUAUACUAUCACUAACAUUACCGCUCACAGUACUGCAUUAAAAUACUACAAUAAUUAAGGUCGUUAAACACUACAAUUACCACCUAUGGUGGCACAGUUCAAGACACAGGUGCCACUGUGUGACUGAACAUUUAUACUUAUUCCUUUGCCAGUUACUAACUGUGAUUAAUUGUUUAUUUUUUGUUGUCAUGUCAUGCAUUUACAUGGCACAUUGCCUUGGUAGAUGCUUUUAUCUAAAGCCACUUAUAGUGCAUUCAAGCAAUACAUUUUAUUAGUAUGUGCAUUCCCUUGGAACCAAACCCAUGACCAUGCAGGAACAAAAUCCAUCCAGCUUUGAUGGAUAAAAGCAGUGGUGUGCUUCUAGCAGUAUCAAAGAAAGAAUGAGUGUGGAGUCAUUCCUUACAAAAUUUUGCCAAAAAGGUGUUUUUGAGUUUAUUGCGACCUGCUCCAUAUACAUGUCCAAACCCUGUCCUAAUCUGUACCAUUUUAUGAACAACAGCUUUAUGGUCUGGUAAAGCUUUAGCCUUCUGGGCAGUGCUGUCACACAUGGUGAUGUAGCAUCACAGGUGACCCAGGCUUGAGUCUUUGCAUGAGGUCCUUUCCUGACACCAUUCCCCAUCUUCUCCCCUGUUGUUUCCUAUCUUUCUCUCUCUACCUAAUGAAUAAAAGCAAAAAACAAAAACAAAAAACUUUUAUGAUCUGUAUUAGAUCUUCAUCAGUGUGUCCUUUGACAUGUCAUUCAACAAGUCACAAAGUUCUGUCUUUCGAGAAGGUUACAUUCAUACACACUGCACAUUUAGAUUUGCUCAUUUAGAAAUGUGAUACAUUUCUCUUAACAUCCUGUCCUGUACAAUACAGUAUAUACAAAUAGACUUAAGUCAGUACAUCUAAAUUACCCUGUACCUCAACCAUAUCUUCAAAUGUGCAGGAGAACACGUGCUGCCUGCUAAUUGGCUUGGAGCAGAGUGACUCUAAACCUGGCUGGAUGUGAGUAUGAGACCACAUAGGGACCACAGCGCUCUCUCAGAGGCCUGUAAAUUCAUCACCAUGGAGUCUCUGGAUGUGAAGGGAUGGGUGACCUCAAGAGCAGAUGUGCCGGCAGCCCAGCUGUGGUCACCCAUAUUGAUGAGCGCAUCUGUAACCAGCCUUUUAUUGCUUUAUUUAGACCUGUGUGAAUCUGAGUCGCUACUGAGCCUGGAUACAUCCUGAAUCUGAUCAGAGAUCUGAUCAGAGAUGUGACACAUGAUUUAAGAUCAAAGAUUGUUAAUCCAAGACAUUGUUUUGCAAGUCAUUCAACCAUUAAAUUUUAAAUCAAAUCUCAAUUAAUGAUUAAUCAAAUUCCGAAUUUAGACUUCAAAGUCUUCAAGUCUUGCUAAUAAAUUAUAAAUGAACUACAUAGGUGGCGAUUUUGUAAUAAUUCGGACAAGUUAAUUUGUACGAAAUCUAACCAGUUAUACACGAACUCAUGAGAGAUGCUACCCUUGUGUCCUUGUAGUUCCCAAUGAGGCAUUUGCUCAGUGUUAAUCAAAAACUGUGUUUUCAUAACUUUAACCCCUAACUUAAACCCCAUACCUAAACCUAAUCAUGGAUAGUAACCUUACCCUGCUGUGUUCAUGAAGCAUAUGUGAUUGGUCGAUUUAUUGUCAUAUGUUUUCGUACAAAUGAAGUCGUACACAUUAGUACGAAAUUGCCACCUCAUAGUAUAGUAUUUCUCAUGAGACUUUGUUGGAACAGAUAGCGGAAUGCAGAGCAAUAGAGAAGUGGAAUGCGUGUUUGUAUGCAGGGGCGUCCUGUCCCAUGUUUUUUAAUAUUUGCCUCAAAAUUGUGAUUCAAUUCAGACUUAAGUCAAAGACAAAUUUUGACUUAUUACUUUUUUACACAACUCUAUCUCAGUGUAAUCUCUAUUUCCAUUAUUAUUGGUCAAUAUAAAGGGGUCAUGCCAUACAUACAUAUUUUGCCCUGAGGUCCACUCAUAAUACUAAUAAAGUAUUAAGCACAAUAGCUCACUCAUUUCCACAACACACUCACGACAGAGAUGGUUGAACAUCAAAAUAUUAGUGGAAACAAAAGUAAAAGAGUUUUUGGGCACUUUGUUGUAGAUUAAUCAUGUGACAAUUUAUGCAUAUACAUCACAUUUUGGGAUGUAGCUUCAACUUUAAUUUUUUAAACUGGAAGAAGGUAAUGGCUUAAAAUAAUGAAAAAUUAACCACUACCCCAUAAUGAGUGCUAUAAUAGUUUUCAUUGAUGUGCAAUGUGUACAUAACUAUUAACAUCUCAAAAAAUGUGUUUUGGGUUUUCAUGAUCAUUUAAGUUUUGAAAUUUGCAGUAUUUUUCAUAGUACA